Messenger RNA from Columba livia (rock pigeon), 2403 nucleotides. RefSeq names its product CXXC finger protein 1 (gene CXXC1). The transcript has 14 exons. Gene Ontology annotation, cellular component: Set1C/COMPASS complex. Gene Ontology annotation, molecular function: DNA binding; zinc ion binding. Lineage: Eukaryota; Metazoa; Chordata; Aves; Columbiformes; Columbidae. The record is from RefSeq and is a predicted model, not a curated record. The coding region runs from base 139 to 2388 and encodes 749 amino acids.
CCGCCUCUCCCUCCUCCCCAUUACGGGCGCCGCCAUGUUUGCACCGUAACGCCCCCCCAUCCGUACGGCAACUCACCGGAAGUCGCCCCUCCUACUUCCGGUUUCCGCGGCCUUCGCGGCGGCGGCGAUAACGCAACGAUGGACAGCGAGUUUUCGGACGCGGAGGCGCCGGCGGGCGGGGAGGAGAACGCGCCGGUUUAUUGUGUGUGUAGGAAACCCGAUAUCAACUGCUUCAUGAUCGGCUGCGACAACUGCAACGAGUGGUUCCACGGCGACUGCAUCAACAUCACGGAGAAGAUGGCCAAGGCCAUUCGGGAAUGGUACUGCCGGCAGUGCCGCGAGAAGGACCCCACCCUGGAGAUCCGGUACCGGCACAAGAAAUGGCGGGAAAAGGAGCGAGACCCCGAAACCCCCAAAUCCCAGGAGACCGAGCACGGCCGGGCCGCCAAGGUGAAGCGUUCGGCGCGCAUGUGCGGGGAGUGCGAGGCGUGCCGGCGCCCCGAGGACUGCGGGCUCUGCGACUUCUGCCGCGACAUGAAGAAGUUCGGGGGGCCCAACAAGAUCCGCCAGAAGUGCCGCCUGCGCCAGUGCCAGCUGCGCGCCAGGGAAUCCUACAAGUAUUUCCCCGCCUCCGAUCUGGGCAACGGCCCCUGUGAGGAGCACGGAAUGCCCUGGCUCAGUGACCCCGAGGACGCUCCGUUCCUGGACCCCGUGCUGCGCAAACGCGCCGUCAAAGUCAAACACGUCAAGCGCCGCGACAAGAAAUCCGACAAGAAGAAGGAGGAGCGCUACAAGCGGCACCGUCCCCGCGCGCGGCACCGGGAGCGCAGCCGGCACCCCCAGCGGCCCGACGGGCGCGACCCCGCGGGGCUGGGCCAGUGCCUGGGCCCCGGCUGCACCCGGCCCGCCAGGCCGCCCUCCAAGUACUGCAGCGAGGCCUGCGGCGUCAAGCUGGCCGCCAACCGGAUCUACGAGAUCCUUCCGCAGCGCAUCCAGCAGUGGCAGCAGAGCCCGUGCGUGGCGGAGGAACACGGCAAGCGGCUCCUGGAGCGCAUCCGGCGCGAGCAGCACCAGGCGCGCCUCCGCCUGCAGGACAUGGAGAGGAAGUUCCACGAGCUCGAGGGGCUCAUCGCCCGCGCCAAGGGGCACCCGCCGCGCGAGGACGAGGAGAGCACCGAAGGGGACAGCGAGGACACCGACCUGCAGAUCUUCUGCGUGUCCUGCGGUCACCCCAUCAACCCCAAGGUGGCGCUGCGGCACAUGGAGCGCUGCUACGCCAAGUAUGAGAGCCAAACGUCCUUCGGGUCCAUGUACCCAACGCGCAUCGAGGGGGCCACCCGCCUGUUCUGCGACGUUUACAACCCCCAGAGCAAAACCUAUUGCAAGCGGCUUCAGGUGCUGUGUCCCGAGCACUCCCGCGAGCCCAAGGUCCCGGCAGACGAGGUGUGCGGGUUCUGUCCCCCACCCAUGGGUCUCUAUGGGUUCCUAUGGGUUCCUAUGGGUCUCUAUGGGUCUCUAUGGGUUCCUAAGGGUCUCUAUGGGUUCCUAUGGGUCUCUAUGGGUUCCUAUGAGUCUCUAUGUGUCUCUAUGUGUCUCUAUGUGUCUCUAUGGGUUCCUAUGUGUCUCUAUGUGUCUGUAUGGGUCUCUAUGGGUUCCUAUGUGUCUCUAUGUGUCUGUAUGGGUCUCUAUGGGUCUCUAUGUGUCUCUAUGGGUUCCUAUGGGUCUCUAUGUGUCUCUAUGGGUUCCUAUGGGUCUCUAUGGGUCUCUAUGGGUCUCUAUGGGUCUCUAUGUGUCUGUAUGGGUCUCUAUGGGUCUCUAUGGGUCUCUAUGGGUCUCUAUGGGUCUCUAUGUGUCUCUAUGGGUUCCUAUGGGUUCCUAUGGGUCUCUAUGGGUCUCUAUGGGUUCCUAUGGGUUCCUAUGGUCUCUAUGGGUUCUCUAUGGGUCUCUAUGGGUCUCUAUGGGUCUCUAUGUGUCUCUAUGGGUUCCUAUUGGUCUCUAUGUGUCUCUGUGUGUCUCUAUGUGUCUCUAUGGGUUCCUAUGUGUCUCUAUGGGUCUCUAUGUGUCUCUAUGGGUUCCUAUGGGUAUCUAUGGGUCUCUAUGUGUCUGUAUGUGUCUCUAUGGGUUCCUGUGGGUGCUCGGGCACCCAUGGGUGCCGUGUCCCGCAGGUCCCAGCAGACGAGGUGUGCGGGUUCUGUCCCCCACCCAUGGGUCUCUAUGGGUUCCUAUGGGUCUCUAUGGGUUCCUAUGGGUCUCUAUGUGUCUCUAUGGGUUCCUAUGGGUCUCUAUGGGUUCCUAUGUGUCUCUAUGUGUCUCUAUGGGUUCCUAUUGGUCUCUAUGUGUCUCUAUGGGUUCCUAUUGGUCUCUAUGUGUCUCUAUGGGUUCCUAUGAGUCUCUAUGGGUUCC